CAUACGUAUAUGUUUUGAUUGUAAGAAUUGUCAAAUUCGCCGUUGGGUCAAAUGGAAAAUUAAUGCUAGUGCCUGAAAUUGUGUGUCAAAAAUGUGUUGAAUUGAAAAUAUAUACAAUUAUUGUUACGAAUGAAAUGUCGCACAUCCAGUACAUGGACGAGUUAAUUCGUGAAUACCUGCUGUUCAGAGGUUUCGGGGGAACUCUGAAAGCUUUCGACUCGGACCUAAAAACUGAUAAAGACAAGGGGUUCAGGGUGGACAAGAUAGUUGACCAGCUGAUGCAGUAUGUCGCAGUGUAUGAUCUGGUGUCGCUGCGAGAGCUGUGGAGUCACAUGGACCAGAAAAUGUUCAGCAGGUUGGAGCAUCACUUCACAGCUGCGGUUCGCAAACUGGAGAGUGCGGUGCUGAAGCUGUACCUGGUGAAUGCAGUGGUGAACAACAAGCCAGACAAAGUGACGGAGUUUUUCAACAAGUACAGCGUUGAACUGCAAGGACAAGCAGAGUGGAAAGACUGGUUCAUGCUGCCGUUCGUGAAGAACCCGGAAGAGGUGCCUUGCUUUGCCGCUCACUUCACCCGCCAGUGGCAGGACACAGUGUUGGUAUCAUUGCACAACUUCCUCUCCACUAUUUUCCAGUGCAUGCCCCUGCCGACGCUGGCGAGCUACGAGGAGGACGCGGCGCGCAUGAAGAAGCUGCAGGAGGAGAACGACGCCCUGCGGCAGCGCUUCGCCGCGCUGGCCGAGAGCGCGCGCGCCGGGCCCUUGCCCGAGGGGCCCGGCCUGGACGUCCCCCCCGCCACGGAGCUCAUGGACGACUUCUACGUCAUCGCCCUGGAGAAGGGCAGCUCCGGGGCGGAGAGCCAGCCCAGGACCCUGAAGAAGCUGAUCCGCAACAUCGGCAGUGGUCUGCCCGGCAGCCCCAUCCUGGCCCGCAAGGCGUCGCAGCCGCCCGCCGCCCAGGACGCACGGUCAGGCAAGUCGAAGGUGAGCGUCUCCCCCGGUGCCGAGGACCAGCAGAGGCGCGUGGCUCAGCGACCGCAGCAGCAGCAGCAGCGACCGGGCCUCAGGCAGGCGACCUCUCUCCCGGCCGUCGCCGCCCCCGGGGAUACCCCCCACCACGACCGGGACCCCUCCGCGGAGAGGCACGCCGGCCCCCGGCAGGCUCCGCUUCCUCGCGAGCCUUCCUCAUCAGCCUUCCUGCUUCUCAGCCAGGAGGACUUUAGUGACCAUCGUGCCGCCAUUUGCCAGUGCAAGUUCAGUCCAUCAGGUUCGACCGUGCUGAGCUCAGACGUGGACGGGGUGAUCAAACUGUGGACCAUCUCUCCCACUCCAAAGACCCAGGCGACGUUCGUGUGCAAGUCCAGCGUCACGUCGGUGGACUGGGUGAAGAGCGGCCGCUACAUGAUGGCGGGGACCAAGGCGGGCGUGGUGAAGCUGUAUGACACGCACGAGAAGACCUCCAUCAUGGACAUCGGCUCCGAGGCCGUCUCGCCCCUCAAGGAUCACAGGAUAGUGUGUGUGUGUUGCAACCCUGUGGAAAACACGUUCGUCUGCUCCGCGGCGAACCCUCAAGGCGAGGGAAAACUGCUUCUGUACGACAUGAAGACGAGGCAGUUGGAGAGGUCGCUGUUCCUGGACACGGACGCGGUGGUCGCCAACUGCUGCACCUUCAACCACAACGGGCAGCUGCUGGUGGCGGGCUGCAGCGACGGCUCGGUGCGGAUAUUCGACCUGCGACGCAGCGACUGCAUCGACUCGUGGGGCGCCCACGCGGGCCCCGUGGAGUCCAUCCGCCUCACCGACGACUACACCUGCUGCUACACCAUGGGGCGGGACGCCAAGCUGUGCCAGCGCAGCCUGAACCAGGCGGGGCGGUGCGCGUGGGAGGCGUCCGUGCCGGACUGCGAGCAGGCCCUGGGCCCCGGCCCGCACGGCCAGCUGUUCACCUUCGACCCGACGGGCGGCUACCUGCUGGCGUGCGGUCCUGUCGGGGGCGUCGUCUACAAGAUCACGCCGGACGGCCUGGAACGCGUGCUGGAGCUGGGCGGCCACCACGGGCCGGCCCGCGCGGUGGACUGGUCCUUCGCCAACCAGUGCGCGGCGUGCGCCACGGCGUCGGGCGACGGCGCGGUGCGCGUGUCCAUGCUGCUGGCCCCCUAGCGGCCGCCCCCCUCUGCCGCGCCGCGGUGUGUCGCCUUCCCGCACGCCCGGUGCACCAUCUAGUGCCUGCCCGCUGGCCGCAGUCGUCAGGCCCCGGCCUGCUCAGUUCGUGAUCGUUAGAGACCUGGGAAAUUCGCGGGUUUGAUGACCUCCUCUACACACUCGGGCAAAUGCCACCUGUUCAUUGGGCUGCUGACUUGUGAGUCGUCUCGACUGGGUGGCCUGUGAUUCGUCACUUCUGUGAGUGAUGGGUCUCUAAUUGGCCCUCAGUCAUCCAGAUUAACAGUGAACCAAUGACAGAAACAGCACUAAGGUAUAAUUAUUUGAAUAUUAGCAUAACACGAAAUGAACCCGCGAAUUUUCCGGGUCUCUAGUGAUCGUACACACUAUACAAUGGCAUACGCAAAGAUCUUUCAGUUGAUAAAAGAAAUAAAGAAACCGGAGAAAGAACUUGGCCAGCUGUAAGGAUACUGGAUGCUGGAUUUUUCUUUAUUUCUUCCAGAUAAUUGCUAAAUGAGUAAAAAAAUUUUUAGCCAGGGGAAAUUCAGGGAAAUUUUAUUAAAGAUUUGUACACACACCCUGACUAUACACACCCCCUGUAUCACUGCUAUAAUUUUUUUUUUUUUUUAACACUGCCAGGAUUUUUUUUUCUUCUUAGGUUGAUCUUUUAUUUUGCAAAAAUCAUUCACACUAUUAUGUUACAUUCACCCAGCUUCAUUUUCAAAUAUUUGUGAGAAAUUCUAUUGUUCCUCGAGAUGCUUCAAGUUUUUUUCAAUGUGCAUAGUGGUAUGAUAAGGAACUUAAGCCUUGAAUUAGCUUCAUUAGUGCUCUCUCACCACCUUUAUUCUGCUGCUAUCCUCAUUUCUGAACACAUUAUUUCCCACUGAUUCUUAGUGUUUUUUCAAUUGCCGGUAAACGUAAUUGCUUCACUCACGCAGGUCUUGCCACUUUCGGUUACAAUUGGUAAUAUACCUACUGACAGUUACAGUGACAGUGAUGAACAUUAUAGAUUUUUAAGUACAUGUGACUCAAAGAAGCCAUUUGUUUCACAUCUGUUGUUCUUACAAAUCAAGGUGGUUAUAAGGAAAGUAAUGCUUAGUUAAAAAAUGUUUUGAGCAUUCUAGAUGUCUCAUUCAUUUCUGCGCUUUCAAAGUUUGAGGUUACUACCCAAGACUUAUGAACUCGUAAAGCUGGAACAGUCAAGCAAUGUCGAUCUGGAUGAUCUAGAAAGCAAUUUUAUUGAACUGAAAUCGUAGUGAGUUUGCUUUUAAAAGGCAUUUAACUGGCCUACUCCAGUUUGUUUAGGUAAAAUGUAGGAAUAUGAGGUAUUGGGAAUAGUUCCACCUCAUGUGGUCUUACGGUUUGCUUCAUGUAAAUUAUACUGCAAGUUAGAUAUUUUCUGAAUUUGUAGCUCUUCGUGGAAAAUGUCGCUGGAAGUUGUGCUCAUGAUUUCCAUUGGUCAGUAUUGACUUCAGGAUAUUGUGUCAAGUAGUUUGUUUCCUAUUAUUUUAAUGCUAUGUCAGCACCUACUGUUGUUGUGCAUUGUAAGCAUAGUUAUAGCUAUUUUUAUUAUAAUUGUUAUUUAUUUGUUCAUGAUCUCUUACAAAUUCAGGGUGUCCACAGGUCACAGAAAUGAAAACUGACAACUGGUCUCAAAAGUCACACAAAAAUCUAGAAAUGAAUACAGUAGAUUCCCGACAAUCCGAAAAUAUCGGGACCAGACCGUUUUCGUAUAAACAAAUUUUUUGGAAUAAGUGAAAUCAUCCUUUAAAUAUACUUAAAUAACAUAAUAAAAUACAUUAAAUACAUAAAUACAUAUUUAUUAUUAUGCAUGGUCACACAAUUUAUUUCAUGAGGUCUGUUUAAACAUAACUAAUUCUCAGGAUGAAAUGGGUGGUAAAAGAGUGGAACGCUGCCUAGUACAGUAGUGAAAGUUGCACUAACGGCAGGUCACAGUGUAUGACAGUUGGAGAUGUGAGGCGUGGCAGAGGAAGGGAGUAGAGUCUAUUUAUGGCAUUGACUUUUGAUUUUGGAUUAAGCGGACUUUCGGAUUACCGAAGUUUGGAUUAUAGUGACUCCACUGAAUUAAGAUUUCUGUAAGUCAUGAAACUUUAGUUUUCAGCACCCUUUUACUAUAUUUUUUUUUGAUGCCUGUUUACAGUUAAUAGUCCUAUAUUCAACAUGAAUUGUUGGAGACAGUCUGUUAAAUCAUGUGGAAAAUAUCUUUGAAAAAUUUUUUAGCUUUCCAACUUAAAAUUGGCACAUUUUUGUGAACAGUGGAUGUACGUACAUUGUGUUAUGUUUAAUUUUGCUCAAUAUGUUACUUAAAUAAAAAUGACUUUUGUGAUAUAAAAAAAAUUGUAAGAAUACACCACUCUCUCACUUAGCACGUCUUUGAAUUGCACGAAUUCAUUUUGCGCAAUGUUAAUUUUACUGCCUCAGCCUUGAAUAGCACGUCUGUAAAUUUCAGUUAGCACAAAAUCGUCACAGACAAAAAAAAAGUUGGGCAUGACGCCACGAAGUCUGCUUCAGCUCGGUAAACGACAGAUGUACUGUGGCGUACGAGGGGGGGAAGAGAUGCGCGCGCAGGUCUGACUACGCUAUUGCUGUUGUACAAACAUCAGCUGUGGCAAGUUUAGUUGCAGCUAUGGACUGUAAAGGACCAAAUGUUUUUACGUUCACGUGUAUGCUGCCGUGCCGUACUGUAGUCGCCCGGCCGCAGACUGGGUCGUGAUGAACUUCAGUCUAGCCAGUGGCAGGGAACUCACACAAACACAAGUAAUGUCUGCCGGUAACUGUACAUGCACAAGCACCUGCAGUUGGAAUCAUAUUGAAAUCAUACAUCGUGUUCAAGUAUUUGAGACAAAACUAUAAGUAUUACGGCGUGCAGAAUUUCAUGAAGGCCACUCUUAUGUUGGACGCACUUUAGUUUUAAGCAAGUUAACUGUGCGUACAAUUGUUCGAAAUAAGGACUCUAACAAAUGUUUAUAUACGUCUGAUGCUGUUGGUUGUACUAGCGGAAUAGAUUUGACAUUAGAUACUGGAACAGAAAUGGACAGAUUAAAUAAUUAACAUGGAAAAGGUUGUUAAAUGACUGGUGCGCAAUGAAAAAAAAAAAUCAUGGGCCUGACAGGAUUGGUGUAAACCAAGUGGUGAUACGCGAUUAAGAACUUUGAUUGCAGUAUCGGUUUCACUGCCAGUAAAGGAUGGUUUGGAAAUUUCGCAGAAAGGUACACAAUGUGAGUUGAAGGUCACUCCUGGGCGGCAAGUCAACCAGCCAUCUGACGAUAACUCUCCCGUUACGCAGAGUCGUAUUUGUCAUACAAAGUAAUUGAUGGUAGGCUUAUAAAGAUAAGUGGUUUGGCAUAUUUGUCGUCGAGUAUUAUUCUACACAUUUUGGAUCACAUAAGUAAAUUAGCCUUGCUAUUUAUGGAGACUAAUGCUUCAGAAUGUGAUUUUGGAUAGCACGAUCAUUUUUAGGAACCAUUAGUCGUGCUAAGAGAGGGAUUGGUGUAUUUUAUUGAAAGGUCAUAAAAAAGUCCCAGUUCAAUUUGUUCGUUAGGUAUUUGUGGACACCCUGGUAUUUGAUUAGUGUUAUUGUCUCGCAAAAUUGUAAUGCUGAUAUUUUAUAUUGAAAUGCAGUUUUGAUUACAAAACUUUUGUUUAAUUCAAAAGAGAGUAUUGCAUUAUUACUUACAAUAGUGAUAUUAAUCCUCUAUUUCCAAUUCUUUGUGUGAAAAAUAAUUGAAUCUUCACGGUGAACUUUUGUAGAUUUCUGCAAAUUUCUUUUUUUUCAUUUUUUUUUUCAAAUAAAGUGUAAACUUUUUUUAUGAAUUGUGAAUAUUUUGAAAUUGAAUUUAAACAUUCAGUGAAACUUUCUUUUAAUUGAAACUUCGAAGGAGUCUAAGAAUAAUUUUACCAAAAUACAGAAACGUCUUUUUAUUAUUGCAUUAAACUUGGAUUGCUAAUGUUUUACCUCUUUAAAGGUGGCUGAUGUGUCAAAUGUUAUGAACCGCAUUGAUAUGACAUUGAAUCAGAGAAUAUCUAAGAGUACUGUAAAUAUGAAAUUAUAUUAUAUGACUUGAAUAGUGAGGUUUUAUGAUUCUGUUUUAAAAACAGCUGACAGUGGAAAGUCCUUUGGCUAUUGUGGUAUCUAUAUGCAAUAAAUAUUUUUUUUAAAACAAUUAUUCAAAUUGAGAGUUUGAAAUGAAUAUCAAAUGAUUUUAAUUGAACUUAAAAUUUUCGAAUACCCGACUAGGAAUAUUGGGAAACCAGUAAUGUGCCAUGAAUGAAUGCACCGUGAAGAUGGUUUGUUGUAGAAAAACUCUGGAGAAAAUCCUGUGAAUUUAUGAAAGUCAUAAAAAAAAAAUUAAUGUGGUUAAGCGUGUGUGAAACACCGUGGUUGCAUAACUACACGCGCUGUUGUAACAGAUUGCAUUGGUUUACUUUCAACUGUUGUUGACUUCCUGACCUUUCGCACACAGACGUGACGAAUAGAACUGUUGAGGACACAUGCCUGCCUUAAUAUUUUCUCAUCCUCGUGCUUAUUUUUUCUCUUUCUGGUUUUUAACCCACAAAAAAUGACUCCAUAUAAGACACAUGUUUGAAAACACAGAAAUGUGUCACUUGACACUUAAAAUACUGGAGGAACUCGGACUAUAGAAAAAAAAAAUAAAAA
Molecule: messenger RNA, 6837 nt
Organism: Bacillus rossius redtenbacheri
Lineage: Eukaryota; Metazoa; Arthropoda; Insecta; Phasmatodea; Bacillidae
Product: WD repeat-containing protein 91
Exons: 13
Coding region: 63-2159 (698 amino acids)
Biological process (GO): negative regulation of phosphatidylinositol 3-kinase/protein kinase B signal transduction; early endosome to late endosome transport
Cellular component (GO): extrinsic component of endosome membrane; early endosome membrane; late endosome membrane
Molecular function (GO): protein binding; phosphatidylinositol 3-kinase inhibitor activity
Source: RefSeq, a predicted model, not a curated record